AUGUUUUUACCAAUUUAUGAGGAAUCAAAGAUGAACUUGGAGCAGGAGAGGCCUUUUGUCUGCAGUGCCCCAGGCUGCUCACAGCGUUUUCCAACAGAGGAUCAUCUGAUGAUUCACAGGCACAAACAUGAAAUGACUUUGAAGUUUCCUUCAAUAAAAACAGAUAAUAUGUUAUCAGAUCAGACUCCUACACCAACACGCUUUCUGAAGAACUGUGAGGAAGUGGGCCUCUUCAAUGACAUCGAUUGCUCCCUAGAGCACGAGUUUAGGAAGGCACAAGAAGAAGAGAACAACAAAAGGAAUAUCUCCAUGCAUAACACAGUUGGAGGAGCAAUGGCAGGACCUGGAUCUCACCAGCUGACAAAUACAAGGAUGCCAAACCACGACACCAGCGUUGUGAUUCAACAAGCCAUGCCAUCUCCACAGUCCAGUUCGGUCAUUACACAAGCACCUUCCACAAAUCGACAGAUUGGGCCUGUCCCAGGUUCUCUGUCUUCAUUACUGCACCUACACAACCGACAAAGACAGCCUAUGCCUGCCUCUAUGCCUGGCACCCUGCCCAACCCUACCAUGCCUGGAUCUUCUGCUGUACUCAUGCCUAUGGAGCGACAAAUGUCAAUGAACUCCAACAUCAUGGGGAUGCAGGGGCCGAACCUCAAUAAUCCGUGUGCUUCACCUCAAGUCCCCCCAAUGCAUUCAGAAGCCAAAAUGAGACUGAAGGCAGCACUGACUCAUCAUCCUGCCGCCAUGUCGAAUGGGAAUAUGAACACCAUGGGCCACAUGAUGGAAAUGAUGAGCUCGCGGCAGGACCAGACGCCACACCAUCAUAUGCACUCACAUCCUCAUCAGCACCAGACACUGCCACCUCAUCACUCAUACCCGCAUCAGCACCAGCAUCCGGCGCACCAUCCUCAUCCUCAGCCUCAUCACCAGCAGAAUCAUCCCCACCACCACUCUCACUCGCACCUUCACGCACACCCGGCACAUCACCAGACCUCACCGCACCCCCCGCUGCACUCAGGCGGACAAGCACAGGUUUCGCCGGCGGCGCAGCAGAUGCAGCCCACGCAGACGAUACAGCCGCCGCAGCCGACCGGAGGUCGCCGGAGGAGGGUGGUGGACGAAGACCCGGAUGAGAGGAGGCGGAAAUUUCUGGAAAGGAACCGAGCCGCCGCCACGCGCUGCAGACAGAAGAGGAAGGUCUGGGUGAUGUCACUGGAAAAGAAAGCAGAAGAGCUCACCCAGACAAACAUGCAGCUUCAGAACGAGGUUUCCAUGCUGAAAAAUGAGGUAGCACAGCUGAAACAGUUAUUGUUAACACAUAAAGACUGUCCGAUAACAGCUAUGCAGAAAGAAUCGCAAGGAUAUCUAAGUCCUGAGAGCAGUCCUCCCGCGAGCCCGGUCCCAGCUUGCUCCCAGCAGCAAGUCAUCCAGCACAACACCAUCACGACCUCCUCCUCCGUCAGCGACGUUGUGGGAAGCUCCACUCUCACCCAGCUCGCCAGCCACAGAACAGACAUCAACCCCAUCCUUUAAAAGUGGUUGAUCAGAAACUGCUAGGGGAGUGUGGUAGCGUAUCAAAGCGUCCUCUGUGCUAAGGACAUUUGCAACCGUAACUCAA
Gymnogyps californianus (California condor) is the source of this 1621-nucleotide messenger RNA. It is a transcript of the gene CREB5, whose product is annotated as cAMP responsive element binding protein 5. Bases 1 to 1536 code for a protein of 511 amino acids. The transcript is spliced from 11 exons. Gene Ontology annotation, biological process: regulation of transcription by RNA polymerase II. Lineage: Eukaryota; Metazoa; Chordata; Aves; Accipitriformes; Cathartidae. The record is from RefSeq and is a predicted model, not a curated record. Gene Ontology annotation, molecular function: DNA-binding transcription factor activity, RNA polymerase II-specific; cAMP response element binding.